AAAAAAUCAAGAGAAUGAAGAUCUUAGUAAGCAUAGUAUUAUGUGCUGUAUUUUUACUGGUAAACGUAAAAGAAGGUUCUGGAAUAUUUGAUAAACACGGGAAAUCUGAGGCAAAGAAUUACGCAAUAUCUCAAGAGUUUUCCGGUUUUUACAAAAAUAUACUUGACAAAUGUAACGAAAUACAAGAUGUAAGCCGUUUCUUGUGUAAAACCGGUAAUAGCAGCUGUUGUGCUUUAUUCAGUGCGGCUGAUUUUUGUGUCGGAAAAUGCGAAGAUAAUGGGAUAAACACACAAGCAAAUAUUUUAGAAUUAUUCGAGGCAAUUACACUUGAAAGUUGUGUAGAGUUGGUAGCUGCAUACGGGAACUGUCAAACUCCGAGUUCAGAAUGUACAAUAAUAAAGCUCUUUUUGGAAAUCUGUGUCAUAAAAUUCCCUUUACUCGUGAGUCCAAUUACGUCACCAAUAACCAGUCAAAUUACGUCACCAACCACGUCACCCACGACUAGUCCACUUACGUCACCUAUUACCAGUCCACUUACGUCACCUAUUACCAGUCCACUUACGUCACCUGUUACCAGUCCACUUACUUCACCUGUUACCAGCCCGAAUACCAGUCCACUAACGUCAGCUGUUACCAGUCCAUUAACGUCAGCUGUUACCAGUCCACUUACGUCACCUGUUACCAGCCCGAUUACCUCACGACCUGCAGGAGUGUUUUACUGUGACGUGUUAGGCUCGGGUCGAGUUCAGAUGCCUGUAUCAGUUUGGUGUGAUGACACUGUGGAUUGUAACGCUCAUAUAGAAGAUGAGCAAGCAGCAAAUUGUAAUGGGUGUAUAAUGGGACAAUUCAAAUGUGGUGCUUCAGAAACAACGUGCCAGCCAGCCACCAAUUUAUGUAAUGGAAUGCAAGAUUGUGAAAAUGAUUUCGACGAAUCUAGUAGAAUAUGUGCACCUUAGUCAGAAACUAUAUGAUGAUGAUACAGAAUUGUUCUGUGUGUCAAAAUGUUUUUUGGUUGUUUUUAGUAUCUAUAAUAUUUUAAUUGUAUUUUAAUUACAUGUAUUGCUUUACUAACAGAAUGGUCUUAUUAUAAUUGUUGUUGGUUUUAUAAUUAUUUUUAUUAUUAUUAUUAAGGAUAAAUUCACUUAUAAUGUUUCUAACUCCAUAAUGUUUUUAUUUGUUAUUAUCGUAUUUAAAACAACGAUAUUAUGAUAUUUUUAUUGUUUAUUGAAUAAAUGUUUUAUCGAUUUAUUUCACC
Molecule: messenger RNA, 1255 nt
Organism: Lottia gigantea (owl limpet)
Lineage: Eukaryota; Metazoa; Mollusca; Gastropoda; Lottiidae
Exons: 3
Coding region: 15-956 (313 amino acids)
Molecular function (GO): protein binding
Source: RefSeq, a predicted model, not a curated record